This is a messenger RNA of Colossoma macropomum (tambaqui), 4373 nucleotides long. It is a transcript of the gene ssbp4, whose product is annotated as single stranded DNA binding protein 4. Gene Ontology annotation, biological process: positive regulation of transcription by RNA polymerase II. NCBI's taxonomy places the organism in Eukaryota, Metazoa, Chordata, Actinopteri, Characiformes, Serrasalmidae. Bases 120 to 1277 code for a protein of 385 amino acids. The transcript has 18 exons. The record is from RefSeq and is a predicted model, not a curated record. Gene Ontology annotation, molecular function: protein binding; single-stranded DNA binding. Gene Ontology annotation, cellular component: nucleus.
GGAGGAGGAGGAGGGGGGGAGGAAAAACACUAAAGGGGUAGCUAUGGAGAUAUAACGUUUUCCUGGCUGCUUUCUUUGACAGGUGUUGAGUGGGUAAAAGUCUUAAAACAGAAUCCAGCAUGUACGCCAAAGGUAAAGGAGCUGUCGUCCCCUCUGAUAGCCAAGCGAGAGAAAAGUUAGCUUUAUAUGUGUACGAGUACUUGCUGCAUGUUGGUGCACAGAAAUCCGCACAGACCUUCCUGUCAGAGAUCCGAUGGGAGAAGAAUAUCACACUAGGAGAGCCGCCUGGGUUCCUGCACUCUUGGUGGUGUGUAUUCUGGGAUCUGUACUGUGCAGCCCCGGACCGGCGGGAGACAUGUGAACAUUCCAGCGAGGCCAAGGCUUUCCACGACUAUAGUGCAGCAGCAGCCCCCAGUCCUGUAAUGGGCAAUAUGCCUCCUAAUGAUGGCAUGCCAGGCGGGCCCAUGCCUCCCAGCUUCUUUCAAGGUCCUCCUGGCUCACAGCCCUCUCCUCACUCUCAGCCUCCCCCACACAACCCCAACAAUCCCAUGAUGGGACCCCACGGUCAGCCUUUCAUGUCUCCACGGUACCCAGGGGGACCCCGCCCAUCACUCCGCAUGCCAAAUCAGCCUCCUGUGGGUGUUCCAGGGUCACAGCCACUCCUGCCAAACAGUUUGGAUCCCAGACCACAGGGACAUCCAAACAUGGGCGGCCCAAUGAGGAUGAACCCACCCAGGGGGAUGGGAGGCAUGGGCCCACAGAACUAUGGUGGUGGGAUGAGGCCUCCUCCUAACUCUCUUGGUGGCCCAGCCAUGUCAGGAAUGAACAUGGGUCCGGGUGGUCGAGGUCCCUGGCCAAAUCCUAAUGCAAACUCAAUAGCAUACUCAUCCUCGUCACCUGGAAACUAUGUGGGGCCUCCAGGAGGUGGAGGGCCACCAGGAACGCCCAUCAUGCCAAGCCCAGGAGACUCAACAAAUUCCAGUGAAAACAUCUACACUAUGAUGAACCCUAUCGGCCCUGGCGGCAACAGACCUAAUUUCCCAAUGGGGCCUGGCCCUGACGGCCCAAUGGGUGGAAUGGGGUCAAUGGAACCACAUCAUAUGAACGGGUCACUAGGCUCGGGGGAUAUGGAUGGGUUGCCAAAGAACUCUCCAAACAAUAUGGCAGGUAUGAAUAACCCUCCAGGGACUCCGCGGGACGAGGGAGAGAUGGCAGGCAACUUCUUAAACCCAUUCCAAAGUGAAAGUUAUUCACCCAACAUGACGAUGAGUGUUUGAUUAUUUUUCCUCGUUUUGUUUUUUUUUAUUUUACCUUUAUUUUUUAUUUUUUUAUUUUUUUAUCCCUCCGUGCUUUUUCCCCUCUUCACAUUACACUGCAUCCGGUGGGUUUUAUACCCACUUUUUGCCCUGUCUCCCCCCUUCCCAUGUCCUCUGCUCCUUUUGUAACACUCUGGGUUGGUUGGGGGGCGGCUCCCCUCAGCCCGUCGUCAUGGUUACGGAGCGCAGGAUGCCUGGCCGGUCUCCCCACUCCAAAGCUGGCGCGGUGGCGUCCGCAGGACGAAAGCAGGCCACAAGCCACAGAAAGAAUCUCCACUCCACCCCCACCUGCCUGCCUGGCUUCCUUACCGGCCCAGGACACUGAGGGUCCUGAGAGUGUGGGUGUUAAUGAGCGUAUGAGUGUGUGUGUGUGUGCGUGUGGUUUUCUGUAUGGGAGGGACUGUUCCAGAAAAACUCACAGCAAGCUGCUGCUGCUCAGCGCCAAGGCCGGUGGUCUAAUUUCAGUCACAUUUUAUUCUCUCUCCUCUUUAACGUCUUUUAACGGCAGUCGACGACAGAGGCUUGAGUCGGUCCACUGUUCGACUGUCGUGUACAUUCUGAAACGGAAAAGCUAAACUGGUGAUGAUAGCUCCGGGGCAGAAACGGUCUCCUCAUUAUAUAUUUGUAUAUUAUUGAUUAUAUUAUUGUUAUGAUUUUCAUAAUUGAUAUUGCUAUGAUGUAGUCAUGAUUUUAUGGAUUUUCCUGUAAAGGGCACAUUUGUAUCUCAACGACAUUGAAGACAGAAUAAGCACACACUCAAGAAUGCACAAUGACACCUCUGUUUACAUGAUUUUAGGUAUUUGUCUCUUUUUUUUGUUUUGUUUUGUUUGUUUGUUUUGUCGGAUGUCUCCUUACAUAUACCUCUUCCUGUGUUCUUCAUGGAACUGAUGUCAUCACUACCAGAUUACCAUAGUAAAAGUGUACUUCUCAGUAUUUGAGUCUGUAUGAAUUUGAUGGCUGUCUGCUUAUCACACGAUUGCAAUCACUGUCAGCACUGGAUCUGAAACAUUUGUAGAAUAUUUUGCACCCUCCCAGAUGUUCUUUUUUCAGCUGUUUUCGUCAUGCCUGACCUGUGCGUUCAUGUGUUGUCUUCACUGCGUUUUUAUCAUGUAGCAUGAAAAAGCUUAUUGCAGUCACUGUCAGUAGGCUUACUUACUAAAAAGACUUGCUCUAAUCUUGCCUUGUCAAAGCAUCCCAGCUGUAAUUGGUUCACCUCUAUUCAUUGUAAUGUCCCUUACAGUUACAUGUAAGCUGUCAUUAAUGUUUAUUGUGACUUUGGCAUCAUGUAUUGAUUUUGAAAUGAUUUUGAAUUCUUUCAAUCCUGAGUGCCUGGAGGAGCGGAGAGAAAAUAUAAAUAAUGAUAAAAAAAUCCUCCUACAGGCUCCAUGGCAGUUCCUCAUGCUUUUAUUUUUAAGUCCCAUACCUGUAAAUACAACCUACUUCUCUUAUUGGUCAUUGAGUCUCCUUUGUAUUUUCAAUACACUACUUGUCUGUGAAUCUUGUGUGGUUCCAUCUUUUUCUUAGUGUAUGUUUAUUUUCUGUUUUCAAAUGUGCAGUCUGAAAACUCCUCAUAAGUCCCAGCUAGGAAGUUUGGUCACUCGUUAUCGGUCCUGUGGACAUCGUGAUAAAUCCGACUGCCACAUUUAUCGACCCUGUUGAUUACCCCUUUCGUUCUGAUUGCGUGUCCAUAUCACUGUGCUUCAGAUACGGUUUUAAAUUUAGUUUAGACCUGUAAAAUCUGAUUGGGCCGCCACUGAAAAUGCUUUUUGUCCCGUGACUAUGCGGGUUUUUCUCAGCACCAGGCUCACCCUCUGAUCACAAUUUGAGGAGUAAAUAGUCACUCAGUGCUCUCCGAGCUGGCUGAUACACAGCCCCCUCCUGCCCAACCCUAUCCCAGCCCCCCUCCCCCACUUUCUUACUGCCCUUCACCUUUUGAUUUUAUUUGUAAAUACUGUAAAAUGCAUUUUGAUAUCAUUGACAUGUUUUGAUAUGUCAGUCACAACCAACGAGUACAGCUGAAAAUAAGUUAUAAAGAAUUUGUUUUGUGUUUUUGUAUUUUAAAGAGAUGGUUUGGUGUAAAGUAACAGAUUGAGGGGAACCCCUAUUGCAUAAACUAAGGAAUACGAGAAAAUAUUUUUCUGAAUUAAUACCUCAAAAAGAAUCAAAUUUAAACUCACUGUAAACAUUUGUAUCUCUGGUGGGAUUUGCGAAUACGGCAGUGUGUUUGUGAAAGAAAAGCGUUUUUUUUUUUUCUGGGUCUGAAGACAGAGCUGUAUAUAGUUUUCAAAAGGACAGAGAGAGAUGGCUGUUUGAUACAUUGUGGCACUUAAGGCUAGCAAUCGUGAUACGUGCUGGCCUGUAUUCACACAAAUUAACCUCAAUUUGCUAUUUGACCUUCACUCACUGAAGACAGCUGCACUUUCUGCAGGACAUCCUAUUGAUAUUAUGGUCCCUGUUAACUGCAAUAUGAGAGCCAUCAAAUUGAUGUAGCCUUCCCAUUUCACAGAUGUAGACCAAUGUACCAUCCAACCAAGGGACCAAAAGUGCAAAUUUUCAACUUACGAGUGCAAACGUAAUAUGAGACGGUCUGCAUUCCACUGCAUUUGAAGAUGGCAUUGUGCAGACUGAUUCUCUGAUCCUCUCUCAGUCCUUAAUUGUACAAUUGUUGGCCAUCUCUGUACUUCUAUUGUGAUGUAUAAUACUGUAACAUUAGGAAGAAUUUGGGAAAGGGUUUGGGGGGAGGGGGCGGGGGUGUAUUCGGGAGGUUUGGUGAGGGAGGGAAGAAAUGAGAUUUUCCUGUACCUUUCAUUGUCCUUUCUGGCGACAUGACAGUAUUCAAUAUGAAGCAGUCUGUCUCAUUGGGUUUGCUUUGUAUUUCAUGGUAGGCUAGUUUGGAUCUGUGUCUUAGGGACUUAGGUGUCUUGUGUAGGUAAUAAAGAUGUCCUUUGUAUGUUACUUUAUAUUGUAAAGUUUCUUUAGACUGACAGAAAAAAAAGAAAAUUUGCUUAUCAAAAACAAAUGGCUGCAUCAAUAAUAAAUGUAAUUUGAUAUUUUCCU